AUGGCAACCAAGCGUAAAUUAGAACCAGAUUAUGAAGCCAAACAGCAGCAAUCCGACGGUACAACGAGCGAUAAAAAGGUAAAACAGAAUUCCGCUAAUACCAUAGAAACAACCCAAAGUGAAACAAUACAAGUUGGAAUAAAUGAAACAAGUUCUUACAAGUAUAUUGACACGAAGGGAAAGUUCAGUUCUGCUAUCAAUGAGCUAAACGACAAGAUUAAAGACGGCAAAACCAUAGCAUUGGACUGUGAAGGAGUUGACUUGUCAAGGUUUGGAUGCGUAACGAUGGUCAAUGUAGGUACUAAAUAUAUGGUCUAUCUAAUUGAUGUUUUGAAGAUAGGAGACAGCGUUUUCGAUGACGGGCUUCGCUCUAUACUCGAAAAUAAUACUAUUGAAAAAUUAAUGUUCGACUGUCGAGAAGACGCAGAUGCUUUAUUUCAUCUGCAUAAAGUAAACCUGGACGGGGUAUUAGAUGUUCAAUUGUUAGAAUUGAGUAAUAGGAUUUUUAGAAAUGGAUACACAAUAUUGGGCAGUCUAGAGAAAUGUCUUCAAAAAUUUCUUUCAGACGAUACUCUCCAUAGAUUGAAAAAACAGGGACGGGAAACUAUGCUCAAGACAACAAAUAUAUGGAAAGAUAGACCCCUGAGUGAAAGUAUGCUGAAAUAUGCAGCUGUAGAUGUUCUAGCACUUUUCAAGUUAUAUAAUACGUUUAAAAACAGAAUGACACACAAUACCUGGAAAGCUGCAUCUAGCCUAUAUUGUAACAACAAAAGAUCUCGAGCAAGAACAUAUCGUGAUGGAGAUGCUCAUUUGCCGAUACGCGUGCGUGAUAUAAUACUGAAUAUUAUGAAUUAA
Mytilus trossulus (common blue mussel) is the source of this 855-nucleotide messenger RNA. Its product is annotated as piRNA biogenesis protein EXD1-like. The transcript has a single exon. The coding region runs from base 1 to 855 and encodes 284 amino acids. The record is from RefSeq and is a predicted model, not a curated record. Lineage: Eukaryota; Metazoa; Mollusca; Bivalvia; Mytilida; Mytilidae. Gene Ontology annotation, cellular component: PET complex. Gene Ontology annotation, biological process: piRNA processing. Gene Ontology annotation, molecular function: 3'-5' exonuclease activity; nucleic acid binding.